AAUCAACAAGUUUGCAGUUCUCAUACCCUCUGUUCCCAUGUUUAGCGCUGAAGAGACAGCGUUCAUCGACAAGAUACUCAAGAGCGCCGAUGCUGGAGACGAGCAGAUAAUAGAAGGAAGCACAGCAAGGAAGAUCUUCAAGGCAAGUCUUCCAGUAGACGUGCUCGCCCAGAUAUGGCACUUGGCGGAUAGAGGGGACAAGGGCUUCCUGACGAGCAUGGACUUGGGCAUCGCGCUACGACUUAUCAGCCAUGCCCAAUUCGGCGUUCAAGUCCAUCCCCGCUUUAUGAAUAUACCCGUUCCGCCUCCAACUCUGCCGUACUACGAGCUCAACCGAAGACGUUCCUUUACCCCCAAGGCGCCGUCAAGAACUCGUUCAGCUACGCCGACGGCGGGGCUCAGCUUUGCCCCCGAUAUCACUCGAGAAGAGUGCGCUGAGUCUGCACGGCUCUUUCUGGACCACAAUCCAGUUAAUGGGCGAGUGAAGGGCUCGCGUGUCCGAGAGCUCUUCCUCCACUCCGGCCUUCCCACAGAAACCCUCUACGAGAUUUGGGAUCUGGUCGACCUCGAUUACGUCGGCUCGCUUGACCUGACCCAGUUUAUCCUCGCCAUGCAUUUCAUCCGUGAAAAGACGCUGCGGCCAACGCUCAAGCUACCCAGUGCAGUCACGAUUGCGUUGUAUAACCUUGCUCUACCCAGUCGACCCAUGCCAAGCUCAGCCAAGAGACCUUGGAUUAUCUCUCCCGAAGACAAGCGCCUAGCAGACGAGCAAUUCGACUACUGGGACCCAGUGUGCCGCGGAUACCUGCAGCGAGACCUUGUGCUCAUCAUCCUGAUUGGGUAUGCAAGGCAGCUUGAGAUGGAAGAGCCAGAAGCGACCGCCGUACAAAUCUGGAGCCUACUCGAUCCCGAAAUUCCUGAUCAGCUCGAUCGCGAUGGAUUUGCUGUCGCACUCAAGGUACUCGAUGACACCGCAGGUAUGAUUCCGUUCCCUGCUGCGCUUCCCAAGACGUAUGUCCCCCCUAAUUGGAGAAGAAAACGCCACGACGGAUUAAAGAAUCCAUUUACCUCCAUGGUGGAUCGUGAACGCAAACUGCGGCGCAUGUCCGGCUUGGAUGCCGAUGCGAUCCGGACACGUAAUACCCGCGUGGUGGACAUCGAGCGUGCUAUCCGCGAGUUCCGAAAGGAGCAAGAAGCGCAAGAGCAGUUGAGGCAUGAGAUGGCCCAGGAAGCGUUGGAAGAAGCCAAACGCCAGCGGGAGGAGCUCGAGGCUGCGCGCAAAGCUCGUGAACUCGCCGCGAGGAAGGAGAGGGAGGAGGUGCUUCGCCGUGAGCGAGAAAUUGCGAGAGCGAAGCAGGAGCGGGAACGGGUACGCCAGGAGAAGGCGAGGCGGGAACGGGAGGCUCGAAGAAGGGAUUCUGCUCCGGUGGAGGAUGAGGCCACGCGUCGAUCUCGUUCUGAUCAGGAGGAGAGGGAGGAGCGAGAAGCCGAAGCUGCUCAGAAGGCUCGGGAGGAACGCCGUGCCUGGGCGAGGCUGGAGCAAAAUCGGUGGAAGGACUACUACAAGAUUCUAGGUGUUGGGAGGGAAGCGGACGAGGGGGAAAUCAAGCGUGCUCAUAGGAAAGAGAGCUUGAGGCAUCAUCCGGAUAAGGGAGGGGAUGAGGAUACGUUCAUGCUUAUCCAGGAAGCGAGGGAGGUGUUGUGCAGUCCUACUCUGAGAGGGAGGUACGACGCGCUUAGGGGUUCGACCUAG
Messenger RNA from Dacryopinax primogenitus, 1753 nucleotides. Its product is annotated as DnaJ-domain-containing protein. Gene Ontology annotation, biological process: endosomal transport; endocytosis. Gene Ontology annotation, molecular function: protein binding. Gene Ontology annotation, cellular component: plasma membrane; cytoplasm. The record is from RefSeq and is a predicted model, not a curated record. Bases 38 to 1753 code for a protein of 571 amino acids. Lineage: Eukaryota; Fungi; Basidiomycota; Dacrymycetes; Dacrymycetales; Dacrymycetaceae. The transcript has 5 exons.